CCCUCAGUCUCCUCUUGUCCAGCUCCAGAGCCCCAGCUCCCUCAGCCUUUCCUCACAACGGGAGAUGCUCCACUCCCUGCAGCAUCGUGGUGUAUAAUAUAUGUGCUGGUAUGAGCAAACGUGAUGUUACCCAUGCAUUCCAGGCAGCAAGGCUGCAUGCACGAGAAAAAUCAUGAGCCAAGCCUCUCCUGCUCAUUUAUAUCUGAGGUGUGAAGGACACCAUUAAACACAGGCACUAAGGUGACUGAUGCUGAGCCAGAUCCAAAACAUACUAGAGACUCAAAAUCCCGUCUUUUAACACCUCACGGUCAUUACAGAGCACCUGGAAAAUAAUCUAUUGCAUGUGUACAACACCAGGACUGUUCCAAGAGCUGGGACCCAUGGAAACUAGAAAUACCUCCGUAAAAACAGGGUGUAUCUUCUUUUUUCUUUUCUUUACAUUCACUGCUUUUGUGUUGAGUUUUUGUCUUGUUAAGCUUGGUGUUUAGUCAAGAGGCUUUUCCUUUUCCAGACCUCCAGCACUUCGAACAGUGCACCAGAAAGAAAUGGAACUGCAAAGGCCGGGCAAGGCGCGUGGGACGAGUCCAGGAACCGGCACAGGAAACCACUGGAUGGCCUCACAGCCUUAGAAACUGCCCGGACAAACACUACUUUUCUGUUCUAAAACAUCUCGCUGCAGAGGAUAAUUUGAACUUGAGCGUCACAUGAUGAAACCAUAGGUUUGCUAAACAUGCAACGUGUAUGGUUUGAAUGACCUAACCCGAGUUCCUGUUUCCUUUACAGAACUGUGUUUUUGCAGUGAGCGAGCGUCUAGAUUUUCCAUCGCGAUGUACAGCAGCUAAAGAAGUUACUGUAAUAUAUACACCCUGCUUUCUACAUAAAUAAAAAGGGCUAUAUUCUCCAAACAAUAAUUGUAUUUCAUCUGACUAUUCUCAGCCACUUGUGUCUGUGGAGCAUUUCCUUGAAAAGACUCCAUCGAACGGGGAACAAGCACGGUGUGGGAGGAAGGAUGACUCCUCACAACAUGACCUGGAUCAGCUACCCAAGCAAGAACUUGGCUUUCACCUCCCCAGAAGAAAUCGAAGCCUUCAUAGCUUCUCAAAACAUCAUAUCGAGACUCAUGCACUGUUACAUCGCCCUUUUUGUACCGACCGGAUUAACAGCCGGCAUAUGCAUUUUGAUCAUUUUCAUAAAGAAUUACUUGCGGUACAAAGUCAUAGAAAACUUAGACUUACUUCUUCUACACUUCACCAUCAGCAAUAUUGUCAUGAUUUUUUUAUCGUUUACUGUCAUCACUAGACCCGACUAUUUAACCACCACCCACCUCGCAUGUAACGUGCUGUCGUUCUUUUUCAACUUGGGUUAUUUCAAUUCUCAGUAUGUUCUGAUUCUCAUUCUCCUCACGCUGUUACUCAAGAGGUUUCCGCCCAGGCCUGCUCUUGGCACAGCAACCCAAAGGCCCAUCUUGUGUGUUGGAUUUGUACUUAUUUCUGCCUUCUGUUUGUCGCUGACUGGGGCCGUGCUGGUUGGCACGGGAAACUAUCACUUGAGAACAGACUGCCAGUUAGAUCCAUUAUUUGCAUGGCCCGAAUACGAGAUCGUCAAAUUCACCUUUGGCUUUGGAAUCCCGUUGUUUCUCCAGAUACUCUGUUUUGCUGUUCUCUUCGCUAAAGCGGCACCCACCGAAGCUCCAGCUUUAAAACAGCACCUCCGUACCUACCCUGCUGUGUACAUCAUAAGCACAACGAUGUUUGCAUGCCGUCUGUUUUAUAACGUUAUGAUUCUCCUCAGGACAACAUUCAAAUUACAGAAGAGCGUCGGAACUCCAAAGAACGAGCUCGUGAUGAAUAUUGCAGAAAUCGCGUUGUUCUGCGAGAGCUGUGCCAGUUUGGUAUUUAUACUUGGUUCUCAUAAACCAUGCAAGGAUGAAAUACUUAAGGUCAUACAGAAGUGCCGAAGGGAGAACGCUACCAACAAUCACCUUGAAAUACCAGCAACGACAGCCCAGGAAAGCGGGUCUCAGUAACACUUGCUGUUCUGAACAACUGUCCAUCCAUUUCACCCGUGAGUUUGUUGAUGGGUUUUGGUUUGGUUUUUCACUCCUUAAAAAAAGGAUGUUUGUUCCUUCUUUGGAACUCGGACUAUCUUACAGCUACACGUGCUGGAAGGAAAAAGAUACUUAGCCUAAUAUUUGCAGUUAUCUAUGAGAAAAUAUGCAGGGUUGAGCUUGUUUGGGGUUUUUCUCAUGUAUACAUAUGUAUAUUUAAAGUGCCUAUUUUCUGCAAGCUUUAUUUCAAAGCCAAGUAGACAGAAAAGUACUAUUGCCACGGGAACAUGCUUUUGUAAUAAUAUCAAUGCCUCGGCAAAGACGCCAACAACACCAGAGCAGAAAGCAGCUCUGACCCUACAAACUACUUGUUUUUACAACAUUGGUAAAGUCCAGUAGCAGCAGCAGUGAAGUAUGGCUUAAGAAUCCACUAUAGUCCUGAAACAGUAUGCGAUACCACGAGUCUACUGUAGCACUUGUGUUACAUAUAUACAUACACAAUCAAACUGAGCAUUUCUUCCCUUUUUCCAUUUUCCUCUUAUAAUUUUGUGGGAAGCCUUAAGGUUUUUGUCUGAGUUACUGUGCACAAAAAUCAAAUCAAAUUAAUGGAAAUGCUGGUCCAUAAAGGAAAGCUUCAGGUCCUUUGCGAGGCACUGAACUGGAAAGAUCAACAGGACGGCUAAUUAAAACUUGUGCAAGAAUUAAAGCUUUUUGUUAACGUCCUCUCAGCUUCAACUUUGCAUUAGGACUUAGAGCAAUUAUUGAUUUAAGCCAUUCAUGAUAAGUUCAUUCAGAAGCAUAAAGUCGCAUGCCUUGGAAGAGCCACGUUCAAUAAUAUACGAACGAAAAAAGGGCAAAAGCCAGUGCAGAAUAGUGUAACUGAGGCAUGUUUUUAAAAAGGCAAACAAAAGGAGAGCCCCAUUUCCAAACUGAAGUCAGGGCUCUGCUAGAGACAAGAUAGGAGUGUUAUACGUUUAGAAUCCCAGAAAGUGAGGGGUUGAAGGGCCCUGGCAAGCUCAUGCAGUGCAAUCCCCCCAUGGAGCAGGAACACCCAGAUGAGGUUACACAGGAAGGUGUCCAGGCGGGUUGGAAUGUCUGCACAGAAGGAGACUCCACAACCCCCUGGGCAGCCUGGGCCAGGCUCUGCCACCCUCACCAUGAAGAAGUUUCUUCUCAAAUUUAAGUGGAACCUCCUGUGUUCCAGUUUGCACCCAUUGCCCCUUGUCCUGUCCCUGGUUGUCACCAGAAGAGCCUGGCUCCAUCCUCCUGACACUCCCCCUUUCCAUACUGAUCCCCAUGAAUGAGUCCCCCCUCAGUCUCCUCUUGUCCAGCUCCAGAGCCCCAGCUCCCUCAGCCUUUCCUCACACGGGAGAUGCUCCACUCCCUGCAGCAUCUUGGUGGCUGCGCUGGACUCUCUCCAGCAGUUCCCUGUCCUGCUGGAACUGAGGGGCCACAACUGGACACAAUAUUCCAGGUGUGGUCUCCCCAGGGCAGAGCAGAGGGGCAGGAGAACCUCUCUGACCUACUGACCACCCCCUUCUAACCCACCCCAGGUACCAUUGGCUUCCUGGCCACAAGGGCCCAGUGCUGGCUCAUGGUCACCCUGCUGUUCUCAAGACCCCCAAAUUCAUGGGUAAAUGGUGGAAAAUGUGGAAAAAAAUCCAUCUGAAUCAGAGAAAAAAAAAAACAGCUUUGGCACAGAAGUUGAGCUGUAGAUCUGCAGAACCAAUGGCCAACACAGGCUGAGGUGUAGGUUGCAAAAUUUUAAAUGUUUUUUACUGUAACCAAAUUUGGCCAAGGAAUCAUCCCACACAUUUGGCUUCGGUUUCAGCCUUUCCUCUCAUAGAGGUGGGCAGAACGGAAACAACUGGGAAAGCAUCAAAUUGUACUAGAUCUUGGAUAAACAUGUAGAUGUGGGCUGCAGAGUUCUAAAAAUACAGAGAUGCGAUGAGAAAUGCUCAGGUGACCUGACGGUUUCUGAGAAAAGCCCCUCUGAUGCUCAAACACGUGCCUUUGUGUGGCACCUGGGUGCUAACAGAGCUGAUGAGACUGUUUUGCAGUUGGAUGCGUUGGAAAGUCCUCCUGACAGGUUCCACAUCGCUGCAAAUCAGCACGGGCUGCUUAGCGCAGAAAUGUGAGCACAGUCAACAGGCACAUCGCCCACAAAACAGCCAAGUGCAUCACUGGAAGAACACAGGACAUUUGUUCAAUAAUAAUACAGUAUAUAGAUCUAGUGUCUAGAUACAUGGGUCUAGUCUUAGACAUCCAAGUCCUGAAAUGUAUGGACUAUGGCUGCAUCACAUGCAAAUAAAGGGCAAUACAUAGUCUCACUAUGACCAUAAGGACCAACAUUUCUGCAAGAUGUGAAAAUCAGCUGGUGAGAUGUCUGCAUGGUAUUAUGUCAGCCAGUCUUCCUGUUCAGUUUUCUGCUGCCAGCAUGGACAGAUGGGUCAUUAAAGUACACGACAUAUAAACAGACCAUUAUAGAACCUGGUCAGAGUGGACGGACAUAGGUAAGAGUCGUCUAUCUAAAUCCAAGAACCAGUUUCGUACUUGUGAAAGGAUUUUUCAGCUGGCAUCAGAGGUUUUGUUUUGCACCUGGGAAGGGUGAGAUUAAACAACAAGGACUGAAGAUCAGCCCUGCAGAAAGAAAUGUGAAGAGAUGAGCUGGAAGAGCUGUACGUCAGUGGAAAAACUGACAGACUGUGAGCAAGAGUGUGUCAGAAGCUGUUUAUUCCAAUUCAGACAGAAUAUCGUGGUUUCCACUGUGCUAUGGCUAAGUAGGUUAUUUUCUAGUAUGGGAAUUAUGCACGAAGGAUUCUACUUUAUUCACUGCUUCCAUAUAUUUUAUAUUUGAGGAUGAAAUAAUAAAGAUUGUGUUCCGAGUCCUGA
Molecule: messenger RNA, 4939 nt
Organism: Columba livia (rock pigeon)
Lineage: Eukaryota; Metazoa; Chordata; Aves; Columbiformes; Columbidae
Product: rhodopsin-like
Exons: 2
Coding region: 1010-2026 (338 amino acids)
Cellular component (GO): membrane
Source: RefSeq, a predicted model, not a curated record